Molecule: messenger RNA, 240 nt
Organism: Aureobasidium vineae
Lineage: Eukaryota; Fungi; Ascomycota; Dothideomycetes; Dothideales; Saccotheciaceae
Source: the annotation of a GenBank genome assembly
AUGUCCGACAACGAGCUUGAUGCCGAGCUUCUUGCUCUUGCUGGCGACGACAGUUCCGACGACGAGAGAACCGACAACAGACAGCCACAACCUUCCUCCCCCUUCGAACAUGCCGCCUUGUCGUCAGAGAACGACCGCUCUCCCCCCUCGUCGCGCCAAUGCGACCAACAAAAGUCGCGCUCAGCUGCUGCCCCGCGAAGAAGAAGAAAGGAUGACUCUGAGGAAGAAGGUGAAGCGUAA